AUGUGGAAAUGGAGUCACGGUGACAGUAUACCCAGGCUCCCGCCCUGCCAGCCUGUCAGCCUGCCAGACGCUCCCCGGCUCUCUCUCAAUGCGUGCGGCUCCAGGCCUGCAAACUCCGCCGAGCUCGAUAAAAUCCGCGAGAACCAUGGAGGUUUUGCCAGGCCCAAGUUCAGAGCAUCCGAAGCGCCCCGAUGCAGCCCACAGGAGGACAAGGCCGCCCACCACACCGAGACCCCUCCAUACGCACUGGUCCUGGACGACGCUUUCUAA
Diaporthe amygdali is the source of this 270-nucleotide messenger RNA. RefSeq lists its product as uncharacterized. The record is from RefSeq and is a predicted model, not a curated record. Bases 1 to 270 code for a protein of 89 amino acids. Lineage: Eukaryota; Fungi; Ascomycota; Sordariomycetes; Diaporthales; Diaporthaceae. The transcript is spliced from 2 exons.